Molecule: messenger RNA, 381 nt
Organism: Prorocentrum cordatum
Lineage: Eukaryota; Dinophyceae; Prorocentrales; Prorocentraceae
Source: the annotation of a GenBank genome assembly
AUGGUGCGUCCGCUUGCGCGCAGUGGGCCUGGUGACCGCGGUGGUGGCGACCACAGGUCCCCGCUGAAGGACGGCCCGCGUGACAGCGACCCGAGACUGAAGAGUUGCGUGGUGGUGGGGUCCCUCGUCAUAUUCACGCUGGGCAGUCUCAUGUGCGUCAGCUUCGUGCAGCUCUUCGAGGUGACGGACUUCCAGCUGCUCUACAGCCUCGUCGCCGUGGACGACACCGACGACCCUUUGCCUGCGGACGGGCACUGGUUCGUGUGGGCGGUGAUGAUGCUCGCCGUGUGUACCUCGAUCGCGGGGGGCUUCGGCUACACCGGAAUCCCAUGGGGCGGAGGGCCGUACUUUGCGUGUUCAGCCCCGUGUGCUUCGCCCUGA